UCUGUCUGCUGAAUGUCCCCAUCCUCACCGCUACAAUUUCACCUUAUAUUAAAAUUCCCCAACUUCGGUACGCCAAGAAACCCAGAUUUCCUUGACUCUUGAGCCUUGACCCCCCCACCCCAGGUUGCACUUGCUUCUUUUGAAGUAUUCUGGUUUAUUUCGAAGGAAAUCUUUUUUUCUGUGGACAAUUUUUGUUUCAUUUUGUAUUUGAUGUGCAUGGAGCUCCAACUGGGACUCGCUCUUCCAAGUGAUCCUCUUAUUAUUCCAAUCAAAAUGUUUGACCUAAACAGCUGUGGUUACGAGCCUGGGGAGGGUUUGGGUUCCAACACUUUGAGCCGGCCAUUGCUAAAACUGGGUCCAUCUGACAUUAACAUUAAUAACAGCAGCAGCAGUAGCCCUAGCCGCAGCGGUGGCAGCAGAAAACGGGGCUUCGAUGAAGUACAGCGCUUUGAUGAGAACAGAAUUUUUCCCAAAACGCUGCCUCUUUUGCUUUCGACUAACCAACCUAAUGAUGAACAUGACCCUAAUGGUCUCGAGGACAACUCUUCUUCUGCCAUUUUCAAGAAUGAUGGAGAGGGUUUAGUGGGGUGGCCACCAGUGAAAACCUGGAGGAAGAAGCUACUCCUACAAAUUCCAAAGGGCGGAGCAGUUAACAAUAAUCGCGUGGCGGCGAUGGCGGAGAAUGGCUGCCGCGGCAGGGCUUCAAAUUCCACGUACGUGAAGGUAAAGAUGGAGGGAAUUGCAAUUGCCAGGAAAAUUGACCUUAGCGUCCAUCACUCUUUUGAAACGCUUACAAGCACCCUGAUGGGAUUGUUUGAUAUAUCUGAUGAGAAUUGGAAGGGCUUUAAACUCACUUAUCAGGACAUAGAAGGAGACUGGUUGCUUGCUGAAGAUGUUCCCUGGAGGACCUUCAUUCGCUCCUCGAAAUGCCUCAAAUUGAUUAGAAGCAGAGGCUAGCAAAUGGGGAGUUUUCUCAUGGGACCACAUCAAAUUUAUAAAAAUCGUCGGCCAGCAAGUUUCAGCUUCCUUUUGAUCUUAAAAGAAUCGUGUGGGUCUCUUUUUUUUUUUUUCUUGAAUUUUGAAUGACUGCAUGUAAUAUAUAGUAAUUUAACUCUUUUUUUUCUUUUUUUUUUUUUGUGUAAAAUUUGAAACAGCAAUCAGUUCUAUGAGAAUCGGAAAAGACUAGAAAACAUAUGACUUGGUGAUCAUAUUUGAAUCUGCUUGAGCCGCCGGUUUCUUUAAAGCAAAAGCACUUGAAUAACACCAUGGUCAGGCCAUAUUUAAGUGCAAUUUACACCUAACACUAACUUUUGCAUAUUCUUAAGCAUAAAACAAUUUUGGGACAAUAAAAAAGGCCUUUGAUUUCUUUUUUGAGUGGAAUGUUUCCGGUUAUCCUUCUCUAGAAUAGCACUAAAGAUUGUAGCUUUAUAAGAUUUGCAGACUACAU
Durio zibethinus is the source of this 1447-nucleotide messenger RNA. RefSeq names its product auxin-induced protein IAA4-like. Lineage: Eukaryota; Viridiplantae; Streptophyta; Magnoliopsida; Malvales; Malvaceae. The record is from RefSeq and is a predicted model, not a curated record. Gene Ontology annotation, cellular component: nucleus. Gene Ontology annotation, biological process: regulation of DNA-templated transcription.